AUGACCAACCGAGAAUUCCUGUCCACCCUCCGUCCCCGCGACACCAGCCCCCCGGGCGCCCAAGAAAACUGGUACACCAUCGCAGCCGUCGCCCUCGCCGCCGCCGGAGCCGGACCGGAUGUCACCAUUCUCUACCAGCUGGCCACAGAAGACACCUCCCUGUCGGAAGAGAAACACAUCCAGCGUCGGCUGAAGGAGGCCAUCCUCAAGACCAGUAUUCUGUACGGAGUGCCCCGCUCCCUGCAGGCGUUGCUGCCGCUGUUUGCCACGCUGCGCGAGGAGCAGAUUGAUCACUACGGGCCAAGAACGGAAGCCCUCGCCAACGGCGAAACCGACGCCGACCGCCAGCGCCGCGCGAGGGAGUACUUCGAUACCCUGUGGACGCCCGCGGCGGCGCAGGCCAACCGGGACAAGAAUUUCGAGUAUCAACCGGAUCUAUACCUCCUCAACCUCGAAAAAAUCUACGAACUCUGGAUCAGCGAGGACACGAUUCUGUCUCCAGUCGAGACGCAGAUGUGCAACCUGGCGGCGUUGGUCUGCGGCGGGUCGCCGGUGCAGGCGAUGUGGCAUGCCCGCGGGGUCGUGCGGCACGGAGGCACGAAGGAGCAGAUUGCGUUCGCGCAGGCGAUUGCGCUGGCGGUGGCGGUGGAGUACGGGUGUCGCAUUGGGGCGGUGGUGCCGGUGGAGGAGAUUCCGUUUGGGGAUGUGGCGCCUCAUUAG
Molecule: messenger RNA, 720 nt
Organism: Aspergillus japonicus CBS 114.51
Lineage: Eukaryota; Fungi; Ascomycota; Eurotiomycetes; Eurotiales; Aspergillaceae
Exons: 3
Coding region: 1-720 (239 amino acids)
Source: RefSeq, a predicted model, not a curated record